CGGCUCUUUUGUUCGUUUUUCAUCAAAGAUAAACACAGGUCGCAGUUUCGUCACUGCCCUCAUUAACAAAUAUAUUGAAUACGACGAUGCUGGAAAGAUACAAGAAAAUGAAGAGACAUAUGAUGCCCAAAAGGAUUUAGAUACGCUUUAUUGGGCAGGAAAUACUAAAAUAGAGGUUGAAGCAUUAGGAUGGGACAAAAUUCGCCGUAAACAACGGUAG
Racocetra fulgida is the source of this 220-nucleotide messenger RNA. The record is from the annotation of a GenBank genome assembly. Lineage: Eukaryota; Fungi; Glomeromycota; Glomeromycetes; Diversisporales; Gigasporaceae.